ACGUGGACAUCUACGUGCGCAUUCCGCCCUUCAUCUCUGACAACAGCACCCGCUCGAUGAUCACCUCCACCGGAGAGUCGAUUCAGCUGGAGUGCUACGCCUCCGGCUACCCGCAGCCCAGUAUCAGCUGGCGCCGCGAGAACAACGGCCUCCUGCCGACCGGCGGCUCCGUCUACAAGGGCAACGUCCUCAUCAUCCACAACAUCACCAAGGCCGACCGGGGCACCUACUUCUGCAUCGCCGACAACAACGUCAACCCGGGCGCCCGGCGGAACGUCCUCGUCGAGGUGGAGUUCCCGCCCAGCGUGCACAUGGAGCGGAGCCGCUACGAGCAGGCACUUCGCUACGACGCCGACCUGCACUGCAGCGUGGAGGCCUACCCCGCGCCGACCAUUCGCUGGCUGCUGAACGGCGUCGAGGUGCAGGACUCGGCCAACUACCAGAUUGCCGUCAUGCAGACCGCCCACGACUACGUCGACUCGGUGCUGCGCGUCAGGCGGGCCGAGCGGCGCCACUUUGGCGUCUACACCUGCAAGGCCACCAACAAGCUGGGCAGCAGUCAGAAGCUGGUCGAGCUGACCGAGUCCGCCAAUCCCGUCUGCCCGCCCGCCUGCGACGGCAGCGCCGGCAGCUCGGGCAGCUAUGCGGGCUUCGCCA
Molecule: messenger RNA, 657 nt
Organism: Rhagoletis zephyria (snowberry fruit fly)
Lineage: Eukaryota; Metazoa; Arthropoda; Insecta; Diptera; Tephritidae
Source: RefSeq, a predicted model, not a curated record